GUCACGGGAGCAACCGCGUGGAACUGUUCAGUAGUUGAACUAUUUUAAGACCUACAUUUUAACUAUUUUGCUUAUUUAUUCCUACAUAUUCCGUAUCGCACCGUUUUUCGCUGAUCGGCGUAUGUGUGUGUGUCUGUGACUGUGUGAUAGCCGUCGUGAAGGAUCCUUCGUCCAAAUUGACGAUUCAGUGUCGUGUAGUGCCAAUCCUUGCAGGGAUACUAGUUGCAGGGCUUCAUUUUAAUCGAAAAGGCAUUUUCAACCAAUUACUCAUUACUCUAAGCGUAGUAUUUAAAAUAAACCAGCCAAUUGCAGUUCAGUUGGCUUUUUAACUGGUCUAAGUGCGUGUUUGAUAUCAAUCAGAUAAAAAUAAGCCUUUUUAUCCCCGGUCCCGAGCCCCGCAACACGGAGACCAUUGUUCGACGUCGACAGUAACCUAGAGUAACCUUUCCGUAGUACGAAAUAAGCGUUUCGUAGCGUAGUUGCUUAGAUACGGAUCACCGUUGCCCGAACGAUCGAUCGCGUUGACGCGCAGCUGCCGUUGUUCCGAGCAGCUUCCUUUCCAAGCUUCUCUUGCGCUGCCCCCUUUAGCGUCCACUAGGCCCCAAACGAUUCUGUAGCUGAAGGACCAUGAACAACAGCAUCAGCAGCAGCUUCUACGACAUGCGAUCCUUUCCGGAGUUUGUGACGAACUUGGCCGCGGAAAGCACCAAGAUGUACAACACCAGACAGUCGUACACUGGACAGGGAGGUUAUAAUAUGAAGUUUUAUAACUACUAUCAGCAAACGACGCCGUAUGUGUCGCAAAUGUAUGGCAACUGCUACCCGAAGCAGCGCUACAUGCCGUAUCCCAACCGCAACAAUGGCGGCGUCGGCGUUGGUCCUAGCAACGGCAGCGCUAGUACUUCCAAUCAUCAAAGCACCCAUUGCCCGCUGCAGCAACAACAGCAGCAGCAGCAGCAUUUACAACCAUCCAGCGCAAACACGAGCAGCUACUGUCAGCAGGCUACGAACAAGUCGUUGAACUCUUCGCUUAACAGUAGCAACUAUUCCGAUUCCGGUCGAAACUCGACGUUCUACAGCAGCAACAACAGUGGCUGCAGCAGCCCACACCACAGCAGCUACUCCACUGACAGUGCGGGCACGGCGAGCACCGGUGCACUUGGGGGAAUCGCGAACAUCAGCGGAACGGCCGGUUCCGGAUCCAGUUCGAGUGCUUCGGUGUCACCAAACAUGCCAGCACCGGCCAGUCAGUCACAGGGUCCGACGCAGUCCCAGCCAGGAACGGCUGGAUCGGCUGAGCCCGAGCAGAAGGAGAUGGUGGUGCUGCAGAUCAGCAAUCUCGAUGCAUCCAUCGAUGAGCACAAGAUGCAUCAGUUUCUGCUGUGCCAGCUGAAACCGAUCACACCGGUUAUAUCCCUGACCAUCGAGAGUCCUUCGCUGGCGAAGGUAAAGGUACCAUCGGCACAGUGCGCAAAACAAGUUGUGGCCAAUCUGCAUCGCAAGAAAGUGGGCCACAAGCGCAUGGUCGUCUCGUACAUCAAGGAUCCAUCGUCGGCUGAAUCGUCCGCACUGCGCUGCCAGGUGGCAGGGUUGCUAAAGGACGUUCCCUUCUACAGCCUGCCGAUUAACCGGUUCCGGGAGCUUUUUCAGUCGCGCUUCAAGUCCUCCAUAAGCGUGCUGGAUCUGUAUCGCAUGCAGGACGUCUGUACAAUCACGCUCGAUAAAAAUGACGAGAAGUACAUCGCACUCCAGCCGGACCUAAUUGAUACGCUCAAGAACAGUUCAUUGGUCGAGACGUCUCAGCACAGCGUCCCAUACUGUAUGUAUCACUUUCAGCAGGAAAAGGAAAAGGGUUGGGCGGAGCAGGAAAUAGAACCACUGCCAAGCGUGAUGAUGAGCAUUAAUCAGCUUCAGUCGCUAGUCUAUUCGCUGUUGAAAUCGCACAAGAAUGACAUCCCGGUCGCGAGCGUGCUGUACUGCAUCGAGCACGAGCUUCAAAUAAAAAUAAUCCCAAAUGAUAAUGGGGUGCCACUGGAGCAUCUGCUGUGCUGCAUUCGGGGUGUGCAGAUUGCGAAUAACAGUUAUGGCAUAAAAGUCCUAUCGUGGAUGGACCACGAGCAGAAUUCCACUAAGGAUAACGAUGAUGCUUGGGCAGUUAACCUUCGAUACAUGCCCAAGAGCCCCUCGAACGAAUUCCUACAGCAAAUCUCGCGUGAAGUCGUCGAGCUGAUCAAGAUGUCGCCCAAGUCGACGAUGAAGUUCACCCGUUUCAUUCCGGCGUACCACAAUCACUUUGGCAAGCAGUGCCGAGUUGCCGACUAUGGCUACACCAGGCUGAUCGAGCUGUUCGAGGCGCUAGCGCCGGUCGUUCAGGUGAUGGGCGACGGUGAGAAUCGUCAUAUCACCCUGACGCAUCGUACCCAGAUUCGUCGUUUCACGAACGACCUGCUGAAGAUCCUGCGCAGCCGGGCAAACAAGUCGAUCCUGCUGUCCCAGCUGCCGAUGGUGUUCUCCCAGGCACAGAAUCGGCUAUUCGACGUGACGGACUAUGGCGUUUGCGACAUCUUCGACAUUGUCGAUGGGCUCGUGUACAGCAACUCCAUCACGACGAAGGUGUACAACGAGAACGACGUACUGAUCUCGAUCGUAAAGCGCAAGCAGACCACGCUCGAGCUGGAAAAGACGUGCACGUUCGCCGGCGAAGUGGUGGAGCUGUUCCGCAAGUCACCACAGUUUUCGAUUCUGUUCAAGAAGUUUGUCCGCUCGUACCACUACCACUUCGGGUAUCAGUGUCGGUUGAGCGAUUACGGGUUGCUGAAGCUUGCUGAUCUGCUGGAGGCUAUAACUGGAAUCGUUGAGACAGAGCAAAGUAACGACGAGGAUCGCAAGAUCUAUCUCAACUACCAAGUCGCAUUGCGCAUCUUCGCCGAGCAAGUGCAGGAGAUUAUCAAGCACUGCACGGGCAGCCCGAAGACGAUCAUGCGGCUAAGUGAGAUCCUGAAUUUCCACAAGAACAAGUUCGGCUAUCAACUGCAACCGAGCUGUUUCGGCUGCAGCAACAUGUAUGACGCCAUUAAGGCACUACCGUUCACGGAGGUGCUUGAAUCCAACGGCGAGUACAUGGUGGUUUCGCACCUAGAAGAUCCAAUUUUCCGCAUGCAGACGUACGCGGCCUGUGCUAUCCUGAUCGAGUCGCAAAAGGACCAUCUAAGCGUGGUAGAGCUGGUGCGUGCAUACGAGCUACGUUUCAAGGACUUUCUGACUGAGACACAUAUUUUCAACAUGAAGCACGCAUUACUGAUGGAGAUGGAUAAGGGUUUACAGACGGUGACAUUGACGCCGUUGAUGAAGUUUGUCGUGCGCAUGGUGCAAGUGGUCAAACAUCGCACGCCGAUCAACGUGCACGACCUGAAGCUGGCUUUGAACGUGUCGGUGGGAACGUGCUUCGAAUUUGGUUUUCCAAGCGUAUCCUCCGUGCUUAACUACUUUGCGGAUGUUUUCGUAUCAACCAACUCGUCUUUCAUUCACGAACGAAGUGACAUCGAACUGAACCGUGACUGCAUUUUACCGAAGGUAUGUUUCACCAGUGAAGAACGUUCUUCGUUGGGUUGUUCAACGCUGGGAUCUUCUAACGCUGCACCAAUCGUCAAGUAUUCUCCCCUGGACGCUUCACGCUGCCGUCCACCGACUGCUUUUGCCAGUUCUGGGCUGGCCGACAAAAAACCGACUGCACGUUCCUCGGGCAACUUGUGCCUUUCCCAGCAAGGACCAACACCAACGCACGGAUUCAACCUUCCCUUUAAACAAAUGCAGCCACAGCCCCUACAGCAGCCCCAGCAGCAACACCAACAGCAGCAACAGGUUCCUCUUCAGAUGCAACGCCAAACCCAUCCGGGUUUUCAACCGAUGCUGCCACUUCAGCCAUCGCAGCAGCUUAACCACCUUAGCCAACCUCCGAUGAAUCCGUACUUCCCCAACAACACUAAUCGACCGCUUAACGCCUCCUAUUCCAACGGAUACGGGGGUAAUGGCAAUGUAAGUAACACCGCAGCGAUGCUGGGAAACUCUUCUAUGCUGUCCAGUCUACUCGGAGCAGCUCCGUCGAUGGAAAUGAGCAGCUCGAUGGCGGAGUUUAAUCGGGGCAAGGAGAACAUCUAUCCACCGGCGAACGGCUCGAGCGGAGCACAAUCGAACUACAGAUCGAAAAUGGCCGCGGAACAAAUGGCAAAUGCAUUCCAAACCCAGUGCACACUGCGAUCUAUCGGAACCGGAGACACACCGCAGCAGCCAUCGAUGCCGCCGCAGGCUCAAGGGCAAGAAACGGGUAGUCAGCAGAUGUCCGGGAAUCGGAGCGCCUUGUUGCAGUCCUGGAAGAGUACAAACAGUCUGAUGAGCCACUCCAGCACAGCGGAUCCGAUACUGACCCUGCUGUCAAAGUACAGCGAGCCACCGAAGCCGGAUACCCCACCAGGAAUGAAUCUUCCAUGCUGGCUGGAUCCUACCUGGAACGACACAGAAUCACUCAUAGGUCGUUCGCUGUAUUCCGAUUCGGAAGUGACUCUCAACAUUCCGAUUCCUGAGUUGAAAACGUGCAGCAAUCUACCUCCACUCGAUACGCCGCAUAUUCUGCUGUCGGAGAAACUAUCUUGUUUUACAUUCGACCAAGAUAAGUAAAAGGUAAGGAGGGCAACCAGUUGAACAGUUUUGUUCCCUCCACUGUAUCGCAUCAAAAGACUAGAAGUGCAUAUUACCGCGAUCGGUCCUUAAAGCCAUUUAAUCAACUUGUAAGCUAAAGGAAUAAUCUCAAGUAAGGACAUCGUUACCCGAAUCGAUCCGAUGAGCGGAUAGCCAUAAUACGGCUCAUAAGGACACACCACGGAGAACGUAAACGAACUGCCUGUAGAAAAGCUCCCUAUAGGCCCGGGGUGGUAUUCUCCUAGCAUCAGCCACAGUAAACAUUCUUCCUGUGAUGGAACAGUCUGUCACAACCCAAAAGGUACCUUUCACCCCUUCAAGGGUUCGAUUUAUGUUAGGUUUAAAUUGAUCAUUGUUUCUGCUUAAUAGUUAGCGUGAACAGAUAAUUCGGUAAUAUUUAUCUAAAGCAGAAGGAAAAGGGAGAGCGAACACAUCCACGACCACUGUAACGGGAGGAAAUUGAAAUACUAUACGGUGCUCCCGAGAGCGGACGGCGUUUUUUCUAGACUCGAAAGCGAACCAUUCCCUCGAUCCCCGGACGCUUUUCUGGUUAAAAGCGAACCCGUUUUCCUGGAGAGUGCAGGGAUGAACCUGUGAAGCCCCCGUCCGUCACAGUCCGUGUGUUCGUCCUCCCUCCCCUUGGCGAUCAUGUUGCCCAAAGGGCUAAGCGAGGGUGAAGGAGAACUUUUACAUUUUACACCUAACUGGUUUACUUAUUGUUAAUAAUUAUUUAUUUUCCGCGCGUACCGCUGUAUCGUUCGUGGGUGACUUGUUUUCUCUCUAUUUUAAAACGUCGUCUCGUAUAGUUGCGUCUAUCGUUGUUAUCGAGUGUAAGUGUGCAAUGUGCAGACCGCGCGUGGGGGCCCCCACAUAAAUCGCGGGCCGUUGUCCCGAUAGGUAGAAUGUGUGAUUUUCAAACAAACCUGCUCUGCGUUAGGCAUCACAUAGUUGUACCCAUUUCUAUUCGUACUGUACUGAUUGCAUGCAUGGUAGUAGUAUUGUAGGUUUAGUAUUACCGCCGCACUCGUGCACCAUAAGAAAACAAGUUGUCCUUUCUAGCCUUAAGAUACAAAAUUAUGAUGCGAAGCAGAUCACCUAACCCUAAUUUAAAGGAUUAUUAUAUUGUUUAACGGAAAAAUAAACCUUAUGUAAUUGUUAAGUUAAAUAAAUGCUGUAUUUGAAGAAGUA
Anopheles coustani is the source of this 5883-nucleotide messenger RNA. It is a transcript of the gene Marf1, whose product is annotated as meiosis regulator and mRNA stability factor 1. The record is from RefSeq and is a predicted model, not a curated record. The transcript is spliced from 11 exons. The coding region runs from base 628 to 4674 and encodes 1348 amino acids. Gene Ontology annotation, molecular function: nucleic acid binding. Lineage: Eukaryota; Metazoa; Arthropoda; Insecta; Diptera; Culicidae.